AUCACCAUCUGCGCGGCGAUUUCGUCAACAAUCUUUUUUUCUUUCUUUUUCGUCACGCUUCAAUGGAUUCCGCCCGACGGUCGAGUUGAUGGGGCGCUUACAUCACACGCAGCUCCUUCGCGGGCGGGCGAGCGAGCAAUGCACGCACGCGCUGGCACGCGCGCCUUCCGAUUCCCGUCCUACCCGCCCUACCUUCGGCUUCGUUCACUACCUGAAAAGCGAAAGGGGAAAAGAAAGAAACGAAAACAAGAAAUGCCCGAGAGAGAGAGAGAGAAGAGGAGGUGUCUCGAGGCCAAAAUACGCGCCGAAACGUCACCGCUCUCUCGGAUCCUCGGGAUCGGUCGGGGCGGCAGGUAGAGAGUGUCGGUAGAGUCUUCGACGGCGGGGUGCGAGAGCGAAAGUGUGACGCCGAUCACUCGGCACGCGACGAUUGGCUCCUUCCGGAUCACGUGGUACAGGGUCUUCCCCCCUUCCUUUAUAAAGGACGAAACCAAGUACCGGCGCCCAUCUUCUUCACUGACGUUUGGGACAUUGCGAGUGCUGGUCGUUCGUCUGGUGUGCUUGUUUGUCAGUGCCGUCGAUCACUCCGGGAGGAUCCAGGGCGACCGCGCGCAUCAUCGAACGAAACCGGGAACGAAAAAAAAAAACGAGAAAAAGAAAAGAGUCCACCAACAUGUCGGGGCACAAGUUAGAAGAGACCACGGACAUAGCCGAAUUCUUCGCCGGCAAAAGCGUCUUUCUCACGGGGAUCACUGGAUUUCUCGGAAAGGUGCUCCUGGAGAAGAUGCUUCGGUCGUGUCCAGACAUCGGCAACAUCUUCGUACUCAUCCGGGAGAAGAAAGGCCAGAAGGCCAGAGACAGGCUCAAGCAGAUCCUCAACGAAGUGCUGUUCGAGCGAGUGCAGAAAGUGCACCCCGAAGCGCUGUCCAAGGUCCAGGUGGUGGCAGGGGACCUGCUUCAGCCGGAACUCGGCAUGUCCAACAGCGACCGGGAGCGCCUGACCAGGGAAGUGUCCGUCGUCAUCCACGGCGCUGCCUCCGUGCGCUUCGACGAACCCCUCAGGUUCUCAGUCCGCUCCAACAUCGCUGCCACAAAGAUGAUCCUCGAUCUCUGCCACGAAAUGAAGAACCUCAAGGUGUACGUCCACGUGUCAACGGCCUACUGCAACUGCAACGAGAAAGAGAUCAGGGAGCAGGUGUACCCCACGCACAUGAAGCCCGCCAACCUCAUGAACAUUGCAGAGUGGAUGGACGACUCGCUACUGGAGGCCAUCACGCCGAAGCUGAUCAAGGACCGGCCCAACACCUACACAUACACCAAAGCUGUAGCGGAGCAGCUGGUGCAGGAGGCAUCUUCCACCCUGCCCGUCACCAUCAUCCGGCCCUCCAUCAUCACCGGGGCGUGGAAGGAGCCCCUUGAGGGCUGGGUGGACAACUACAAUGGCCCCACUGGCCUCCUCAUUGCCCUCGGCAAGGGGGUCCUCAAGACGGUGUACACGGACCUCCAGAUGUCGGCCGACCUGAUCCCGGUCGACAUGGUCUCCAACAAUGUGCUGGCUGCCGCCUGGUACAGGGGAUCUGGAAGGAGCCAGAAGCUGCUGGUGUACAACAUGACCUCCGGGGCAGACAACCCGCUGACGUGGCAGGAGUUCAUGACGCACACCUGGGAGAUACCCUACAACUACCCGUCGAGCAUCAUCCUGCGCUACCCGCAGCCACGCUGCACCCACUCCAAGCUGCUGCACCGCCUGCGCAUGUUCUUCCAGCACUACCUGCCGGCACAGACCUUCGAUGUCGCCCUCCGCGCCGUCGGACGCAAGCCCAUGCUGUCCCGACUGUACGACAAGGUGAAGAAUAACAUGGACCUGUUCGAGUACUUCACCACCACGGAGUGGUACUUCCACAACGACAACGUCCGGGCACUCUACAGCGAAAUGAGCUCCAAGGACAAAGAGGAGUUCAACUUCGACGUGAAGACCCUCGACUGGAAGGAGUACCUGUUCAACUACUGCAUGGGCAUCCGCAAGUACCUGCUCAAAGAAGAGCUCGACACACUCCCCGAGGCACAAAGACACCUCACGAAGCUGUACAUCGUGAGCAAGGCCAGCAACAUGCUGCUGAUGCUGGGAGCCUGGCGAUUCAUCAAAGCAGUCGCGUUCGAUCCCGUCGACAUUGUCUACAACAUGGGAAGCUACUUCCAGGAAUUCGUCGACACGUUGUAAGCGACGCGCCGGGGUGCAACAACGUCCGCAUCAACUGACGACGCGAGCGGAAUGCGGCAGUCGGAUCGUACGGCGCCGAAAGAUACCAAGAGCUCUUCCAAGCGAUUAAAAUGUGUAGCGAAGGUCCUGACAACGGGACGGCGACCGUUUCUAUGCAUGGUUCACCACCCAAAGGCCAGUUCACACACUAUGCAACCGCUUACGACCGAGCAACUCAAAACCUCUCUGGAUCUUUUAUGAGGAGAAAGCACACUAGCGCCAUCUAUUGGGUAGCCGUGGGAAGACUCGACAUUUCCGCGUAUUUCCGUUGUUGCGGCAACGUCGAAACGUCGAGUUCAGAUUGGCUCCGAUUAGGAGGAUGGUCGGCAGACCUCGAGGCAACUUGCUUCGAGGUAUAUCCACUAUCCUUCCAAUCGGAGCCAAUCAAAACUCGGCAUUUCGACGUCACUGCAGCCUCCGCAAAAAAGCGGACGAACUUGUGCUCUUUACUGUUUUCUCGUAUCAUUCUCUCUUUCUCAGCCCGAAAAGCUUUAGACAACGUUCUAGACUACCAUUUCUCGUAUAUAGUAUACGCAUUGGAUCUCACAACUACCGUGAAACCUUUGCUCUGGCGAAAUGCAGUUCCAGGGUCGCUUCGUAGAUAGCGCCAGUGUGCCCUCUCGUCGUAAGAAAUCGCGAGAACUCUGUCGCAAGCAGGCGCGAGAGUGCGGACAGGCCUUGGGCCGACAGUGCGGCGCAAGCUACGCGCCCAUUGUGCCGAUCGUACGUUGGUCUUUCAUCGGCCGUCCGGCGAGUGCACAGUCUCCACCGCACCGUCGGCUCAUGGGUGAGUGGAGUUUCGGUGCGGGCAUCCGACGACACGAUCAGCAAACGGCUAGGGUGGUGGCGCACCUAAAAGCACGAUUGUGCAACCGACAGAGGAAAGCUCUCGUUGAAGAGAAGAGAAAUGUAUCUCCCCGUCUUAUCAGUAAUAACCAAAGCUGUCGUUACGGCUUCGGGCGAAAACUUUGCGUGAAUGUUGACCGAUUGUGACGACCCGAUUCGGGUGCCUAAAUGAACCUUUUUUAGUGCUAGAUUGCGAGGACGCAACGUUUUAUUUUGCAUCCUCACAAAUCCGGUCGACGUAUGCCCCACACCCUAUUGAAUGUGCAUGUGAUGUUGCGUUUGUUUUUCGAAAUUCGAAUCGUGCCGUUCUUGGUGCAGUUGUGCAGCAUUGGAUGCUUGCUUUUGCGAGUCGUUCGACGGUUGAUUUUCAGCUUGGUAAAAGGGGCAGUUAUUUACUGACUACCCUCCUUCCUUUGUAUAUAAAAUGUAAAUAAAAAGCACUUGUUUUACCUUGAAAA
Ixodes scapularis (black-legged tick) is the source of this 3564-nucleotide messenger RNA. Its product is annotated as fatty acyl-CoA reductase 1. Lineage: Eukaryota; Metazoa; Arthropoda; Arachnida; Ixodida; Ixodidae. The transcript is spliced from 12 exons. Gene Ontology annotation, cellular component: peroxisome. Bases 674 to 2221 code for a protein of 515 amino acids. The record is from RefSeq and is a predicted model, not a curated record. Gene Ontology annotation, molecular function: alcohol-forming very long-chain fatty acyl-CoA reductase (NADP+) activity. Gene Ontology annotation, biological process: long-chain fatty-acyl-CoA metabolic process.